Parnassius apollo (apollo) is the source of this 1392-nucleotide messenger RNA. Lineage: Eukaryota; Metazoa; Arthropoda; Insecta; Lepidoptera; Papilionidae. The record is from the annotation of a GenBank genome assembly.
AUGACAAUUGUUUCACGCGUGAAAAAGAAGAAACAUGAAAGUUCUAUAUGGCAAAUUAUUCUAUUACUACUGGUAUUACCUUCAGUUCUCCGAGCUAAAAAUACCCUGGAGUGUAACGAUUUCGUUAAAAAUGAUAAAUGCACAUGUUAUAUAUUUGAAGAAGCUAUAUUUUUAGACUGUCAAGACUCAAAUACAAAAGAAAUAAAAAAUACGCUCAAGAGGGUUAUGAAUGUACAUUCCUUAUCCAUAUAUGACUUAGAUGACACAGAAGAAGUUUUGGGACCACAUUUUUUACCAUUUGGCAUUUGCAUUAAACAUAUACAUUUAUCAAGAACAAAUAUUAGAAUAAUCGAUGAUGAGACGUUCGCGACAUUAAGACAGUGCCUUGAAACGUUAAGUAUUAUGUCAAAUUUAGCCAACUUAAAAGAACUCAAUGUGUUAUACUUGGGAUUUAACAAUAUCAAAUAUAUAUCAGUAACAGCUUUCAAUAAUUUAAAUAAAAUAAUACAAAUAGGUUUAGAACAUAAUAAACUUCACAUGAUACCGAUAGAAUUGUUCUUAUCAAUUGAGACACAUAUUCAAGAUAUUUCAAUAAAAGAUAACGUUAUAAUUUGUAGUUGUCAAAAAAAUAAUACAUGGACGUGGAUUCAAGAUCAUCCAAAAAUAAUACAGACAAAUGAUGUGACCUGCCAUAACGAUGAAUAUCCCAAAGAAAAAUGCGAUUUUCCAAUAUUGACUCAAAUGUCUAUUGACAAACACAAAGAUAACUCAGUAUCAAUUUCGUGGUUUAUUCGUAACCGUACAGCUGUUAAAUCCUUACAGAUUUUGUAUUAUGAUGAUGACUUGAACUCAGGCGUGACCUACAGGUAUAUUGAUAAAACUGAGACAUCAACUUUAAUAUCAGAUCUAAAGCCAAGUAGAAAUUAUAUAAUAUGUAUAUUAACUUUAGAUCGGCAUCCUUUAACGCAGACAAUUGAAGAGGAAAUAACUACUUUGACUAAUUUCAGUAGUGACAUUAAUUUUACUUCUAAUAUGAGUCGUAGCGUAGCUGCAAUAUUAAUUUCGCAGUCUUCUUCGAGUGAAUGCAUUUCUUUUGAUACAUUCUCGAAGCAAACAGUGAAAUUAAGUUACAAUAAAAAUUUUAAUUUAUCGACUAUUCUAAAUCGUAGAAUGGGCUUAAUUGUUGGUUGCUCUUUAGGAUUUGUAGUAUUUUUUAUCAUGGUAUCCGUCUUAUUAUAUACCAAAAUUAAAGAACGAAAACGAAUAGCUAAAUCUGACCCAGCGUGGUCAGAAAUGAAUGACUAUCAUUCAAUACAAAGUAAAGAAGAUAUUCUACAGCACUCUAUUACUGCAUCUACUGAUAAUAUUUUGUUAGGAAUAGCAAAGAAUUGA